AGGACAGUGGACAGCGGUGGAAAGAAAGGCGGACUGAUGACAGCUGUCAGUGUAGACAAAAACACUACCAAUCUGUGAAGAGAAAUCGAAUGGCUCUCCCUUAAACCAUCAGAAAUUAAGGGACUACGCCUUGGCAAUAUCUGGAGUUUUUCUUUAGAGGUGUCGCGAAGGUAUUUACAUAAAGUCCUGUCAACUUUCCAGCCUAACAGAAUUGGUGAAGCUACAGUUGCAGUGACAACAUGGGGACGCAAGGCUCUGGUAGAAAGCGUGCGCCACUGAAAGACCGGUUUUCAGCAGAAGAUGAGGCAUUGAGUAGCAUUGCUCGGGAGGCGGAGGCAAGGCUGGCAGCAAAGAGGGCGGCUCGGGCAGAAGCCAGGGAUAUCCGAAUGAGGGAACUUGAGCGGCAGCAGAAAGAGCUUUCUUACCACUCAUCCAGCAGUAGCAACAGAAAAUGGGGUCAGAUCCACCAGUGGAUGGCUGAAACAGAAAAAGCCAGAGCCUCUAGUAGUAGUAGAGCCAGCAGCCGUCAUCAGCGGGGGCUGGAUGAGGACGUCAUGUCGGUCCGAAGCUACAGGUCAACUUCAUCAGCAGUUCGUGACUUGGGGUCUAACAAGAGUCGAUCCAGUUCCCGUAGAAAAGAUGUCUUGUCUGAUGGCCGCUCCACUAGCAGCUCCAUCCUCAAGAGUUCUCGCUCCACUAGUUCUGUGUACAAUGACCUGCAUGGCCAUAAAAAGGCUUCAUCCAGCUCCUCAAAGAAGGACCUGCUGACCGGACUGUACCAUGAUCAAAGGAACUACACCAGCAUUACGAAGACCAAAGCACCACCUCUGUCAUCCACUUCCACCUUUCAGCCACGGGCCACCACUUCCUCAUCCUCCACCACUGGCACAGGGUUGUCUCGCAGCUACAGCAUGGCCUCUAUUUAUGACGACACUGGUCUUUAUGGCUCAGGGUACAGUUCAAAAGCUCCCUCUGAAUACAGCUGGUACUCCUCAGGAGCCAGCUCCACUCGCAGCAGCCCUGCGCACUCUUCCUCAGAUGACGACACUGUCAGCAGUGUGUCACAGGAGCGCUUCAGCAGAGGCCGGAGGGACAGUGCGUCUUCUGAUUUCUCGGACAUUAGCGAGUCAGCUGCUGAUUAUUUCAGCCGCUCCAACCGAAGGGGCAGCAUUGUGUCUGACCUUGAUGAGUUGAGCAUUCCAGAUUUGGACGCUCUGGAUGAAAAAUGUGACAAGCAGUACUCUGAUUAUAGUCGGCCAUCAUCCCGCUGUGCCACCCCAGGCCUCUCAGCAGCUACCCUGGCGUCGCUGGGUGGUACCUCCUCACGACGAGGAAGCACAGACACUGGUAGCAUUUAUGAUCCUGACACCAGUUUGAGCGAACUUAGGGAUAUCUAUGAGCUAAAGGACCAGAUUCAGGAUGUAGAAGGGCGGUACAUGCAAGGGCUUAAAGAGCUGAAGGAGUCACUUGCGGAGGUGGAGGAGAAGUAUAAGAAAGCAAUGGUAUCGAAUGCACAGCUGGACAACGACAAAGCCAACCUCAUCUACCAGGUGGACACACUCAAGGACGUCAUAGAGGAGAUGGAGGAACAAAUGGCAGAGAUGAGGAGAGAGCUGGAAGACAAGUCAAAGGAGCUAGAAAGACAAAAACACACAUGUUCGGUUCUGCAGCAUAAACAGGAAGAGUUGAAAGAGGGAAUCCGCCAAAGAGAUGAGCUUAUAGAGGAGAGCCAGCGAAUGCAGACUAAGUUAGACGCCCUUACCAGAGAGGUGUUUGAUCUUCAGGAAACGAUAAACUGGAAGGACAAAAAGAUUGGGGCCCUAGAGAGGCAGAAAGAAUACUUUGAUUGCAUUAGGAAUGAAAGAGAUGAGCUCAGAGAUGAGCUUGCUGACAUCAAGGGGAAGUCCAAAGCAGGAGAGAAACACGGACUGGUCAUCAUCCCAGACGGCACGCCAAACGGAGACGUCGACCACGAGCCUCUUUCCUCAGGAAUAACUCUGGUAUCCCAGGAGGCCGCCCAAGUGCUGGAGUCUGCAGGGGAGGGCCCACUGGAUGUCAGGCUACGGAAGUUGGCAGAGGAGAAAGACGAACUGCUGGCUCAGAUCAGGAAGCUGAAGAAUCAGCUGGAGGAGGAGAGACAAAAACACUCCAAGGUGGACAGUGCUUAUACAGAUGGGGAGAGGAUGGAGAACGGUACGGACCUGCACGUUAUUGAGAUGCAGAGGGAUGCCAACAGACAGAUUAGUGAAUAUAAAUUCAAGCUUUCAAAGGCAGAGCAGGAAAUUGGUACAAUGGAACAAAAUAUGAACAGACUUGAAGGGCAAGUGUCCAGGUACAAGGCAGCAGCUGAUAACUCUGAAAAAAUAGAAGAUGAACUCAAAGCAGAAAAACGGAAACUUCAGAGAGAGCUGCGCACGGCUUUAGAUAAGAUAGAAGAGAUGGAGAUGACCAACAACCAUCUAGUAAAGCGCCUGGAGAAGAUGAAGGCCAACAGGAACGCCCUUCUGUCUCAGCAGUGAGGCCAGGCAGCAUCACCACAGAAGCCCUUAAACUCGCCCCUCAGACCUCUGACUGCCAUACCGUUGGGAGCUCAUUUCCGUCUUCAGCUGUAACACUUUAAGAUUUGUAGCUAACCAAAAAAAGAAAAAGAAAAAAAAAAAAAACACUUAAACUUGUAGCACAGGUUAAAAUUGAACUGCACCCUUUUUUGGUUUUUUGUUUUCCACCCGGAAACAUUUGUUUUGUCCGGUGCUUUUUUGGAGGAAUGGCUCAGAAGCCAAGCUAAGUCACAUAUUAAAGUUACUGGGAGAUACAUCUGAGGACAUUUUUCUUGUCACUACUAAGACCUUCAGACCUUUCUACUACAUCAUCUUCUCAAGGAGACUUCAUUUCCUUCUGACUUUUUUUUUAUAUAUAUAUAUAAGUUGCAUGAAUGGGUAUAAUGAUGCUUUUAAACUAUUAAACCUCUGUGGCUGCUCUGAGCCUCGCACCUUCCCAGCUUCCCCUCACACAGUGAAGUGCCUUUUCACACUAGGAGACUGGGAGUCUGCACCGCUCAACAAAACAGUAAAUGUUUUAACAGGUACAAUAUGAUGUAUUUUAAAAAGGAAAAAAAAGGUGCCGUUGUUAUUUGAAAUGAUGGAAAACCAACUGUGUCUGCUGCGGUUUAAUUUUUCAAAUAUUUAAAAUAUUUCUUGGGAAAUAAAUGUGUAAUUUACA
This is a messenger RNA of Melanotaenia boesemani (Boeseman's rainbowfish), 3219 nucleotides long. It is a transcript of the gene lrrfip2, whose product is annotated as leucine rich repeat (in FLII) interacting protein 2. The record is from RefSeq and is a predicted model, not a curated record. The transcript has 27 exons. Bases 240 to 2519 code for a protein of 759 amino acids. Lineage: Eukaryota; Metazoa; Chordata; Actinopteri; Atheriniformes; Melanotaeniidae. Gene Ontology annotation, biological process: regulation of DNA-templated transcription.